UCAGAGUUUACAAACAAGUCUGAAAUCUGAAUAGUUUGGUUCGUUAUAAUGCAGAACGUCGUUUUUGCUUUCUUUGUUUUGGGGUUUCUGUUAAACCAGUUUGCUAUAUCUGCAGCUGCUUCGUGUAAACAUACGGUAAGAGUGGUAGAAUCUUACAAGAACAGGGUAUGCUCGUGUCGAUGGUGGGGAAUCUGUACUCAUCAUUCGUGGGUGUGGCGGUAUCGUGACUACUACAGACAAACGUGUUGCCCAGGAUAUGGGGGAUGGGACUGUCAGCGUAAGCAUGUUUAUCUGUUUCCAGUAUCUUAUUGCACAUACCGGGUAUAUUUAUUUGUUUCCAGUAUCUUACUGUAAGUACCUGGCAUAUUUAUCUGUUUCCAGCAUCAUACUGUAAGUACCGGGUAUAUUUAUCUGUUUACAGUAUCUUUCUGUAAGUACCAGACAUAUUUAUCUGUUUCUAGUAUCUUUCUGUAAG
Saccostrea cuccullata (small rock oyster) is the source of this 475-nucleotide messenger RNA. RefSeq lists its product as uncharacterized. The record is from RefSeq and is a predicted model, not a curated record. The transcript is spliced from 3 exons. The coding region runs from base 49 to 354 and encodes 101 amino acids. NCBI's taxonomy places the organism in Eukaryota, Metazoa, Mollusca, Bivalvia, Ostreida, Ostreidae.